Messenger RNA from Centruroides sculpturatus (bark scorpion), 1473 nucleotides. RefSeq names its product amphiphysin-like. The transcript has a single exon. The record is from RefSeq and is a predicted model, not a curated record. Gene Ontology annotation, molecular function: phospholipid binding; protein binding. NCBI's taxonomy places the organism in Eukaryota, Metazoa, Arthropoda, Arachnida, Scorpiones, Buthidae. The coding region runs from base 83 to 1399 and encodes 438 amino acids. Gene Ontology annotation, cellular component: cytoplasm; plasma membrane.
GUGGCGUAUUCCAUAUGACGUCAUCGAGCGCGAGCAACGAAUUACCAAUAAUAACGAAGUUCGUUAUAAUUUAAAUUUUUUUAUGUAUCUGUUACGGAGAGGUCGUUGGUUGUACGUUCUCGACAUGGAAGAAAACAAAUCUAUGAAUUUAAGCAGAGUUAUCCAGAAACACGCUGGAAGAGCUAAGCAGAUAUUUUUGCAAAAUUUCGGAAAAGCCGACAAAACAAAAGAUGUAAUAUUUGAAGAAUAUUUAGACGAAUUCAAUAGAUGUCUACUUUCAGUAAGAAGAUUGGAUAAAGAAAUUAAGAAUUUCUUGUCUUGUUCCAAAGCUAUGAAGGAAGCUAGUAAACAGCUUACGGAUUCCUUUAUAAAAAAUUAUAAUAUUCAAUAUUUAGAUUUUAACGGACUUUCUAAUCAUCUUCAAUGUUUAGAAACAUCGUGGGAUGUGUUUAUUCGGGAAAUAAUUGAUCAGAUAACUGUACCCAUAUCGACGUACCUGAACCGUUGUAGUAAAUUGAAUGUUAAAAUCGCCAAGAGGAAUCGUAAACUUGUCGACUACGACGGUUGCAGGCGUAAUCUGCAAUCUGUACGCAAUAAAGACGAAGUAAUAAUUAGUAAAGCGAAAGAACAAUUUGAAGAAGCCGGGCGUCGUUACGAAAUGAUCAACGACGAGCUUCUCCGAGAAUUGCCCGAACUUCUCGAGAAAGGAGUUUGGUUCCUGACUACAAAUAUGGAAAGUUUCUUCCAAGAACAAAUAAAGUUUAAUAAGGAAUAUGCAAAUGCCUUAACAAAUGUCAUUGAUGUCUUCAAACAAUUUGAAUAUCAACCAUUAAAUUCUAAAUAUAGACCAUUCAAUGGUAUUGGUGAAGGCAGCAUGGAUUUUACUGAAGAUCUCUGUACUCUUUCUUCACCAAAGAACAGUACAUCUUUGUUUAAGACUGAUUUGAAUAGAAGAGUGUCGACACCUAUCGAAGCUAAUUUUAAACAAAAAUCAAAAUUUGGAAUGGUGGAAAGGAAAUAUUUUUCAAGAAGUAAAAGCACCGGAUGUAUUAAAUCUAUCGGCGACGUAACUUCUAUAACGUCUAUAGCCGGAACGGAAAGUGAUUUCGAUAAAUAUAAAGAAAAUUCCGCAAACUGCACGGUGACGACUGUGGACGGUUACGACAUUCCCGUCGAUGCCAAUAUUGAAAAUUUACCUUCCGGAGUCUUAUAUAAAGUGAAAACGUUAUACGGAUACGUUGCCGAAGAUUUGGACGAAUUAAGUUUUGAACGUGGAGAAAUUAUCAGAGUAGUAAGGUACGACGAAACGUACGAAUGUGCCGAAGGCUGGCUCUGUGGUAUUAAAGAAUCUUCGGGAGAGAAAGGACUCUUUCCUGCUAAUUUUACAGAACCUAUGUAAUUGCUCCUCAUUUAAAUAAAUUCAAGCUAUUAUUUGAGUCAAUAUAAAUUGAUUUAUAUGAAAAUUUGAUUAUA